UUUUCGGUAUAAAAGUAAUGGCAUUCUCUAAGCAUGGUAUCAAAUCAGUCGUUGGAAUCCCUCAGUGCAGCAGUGCAUCUAAGCUUUAGUUUCUUGUUCUACACAGUGCCGCUUGCAGUUUCAACGAGAAAAUGAAAUCCUUCAUCGCACUUUUCGUGAUCCUCGCCGCUGCUGCCGUCUUUGGCGCUGAGGAAUCCAAAACGACUGAGAAGCGUGGAAUCUACGGUGGUCUUGGUUACGGCUAUGGUGGCUAUGGAGGCUACGGUUUAGGCGGUGGCUACUACGGUGGUCUAGGUGGAUAUCAUGGUUUGUCCGGAUACCACGGUGGAUACUACGGCGGAUAUCCCCUCGGAGGCUAUGGCGGACAUGGCGGAUACUACGGAGGUUUCGGAGGACACGGAGGAUACGGAGGAUACCCCUAUGGCUUCGGAUACGGACUACACUAAGGCGUACCUGCGGCGAGGCUUUCAAAUUAAGGCUGUUCCUUAUCUCCCACCCAUUUUACUAUGAGGCGAAGACUUUCAAAAAUCAAACGAGAAAUGUGUGUUUAGUUUUGACCACGAUUUACUACUACUACUACUUUGGACGAUACGAUUUACUGCUACUUUUUUAUUUAAUGUACUAUAUACUCAACCGAAACGGUACACUGUCAGUGUUCAAGAGUUUCGAAAUUGCUGUGUAACGAACUUCAGACGAUUCAACUCUUUCUUCAUCUUACCAUUAUUUUUUAGAGAAUAGAUUUUGUACAGUACAAUAAAUUUUUACA
This is a messenger RNA of Wyeomyia smithii (pitcher-plant mosquito), 766 nucleotides long. RefSeq lists its product as uncharacterized. Bases 132 to 446 code for a protein of 104 amino acids. The transcript has 3 exons. The record is from RefSeq and is a predicted model, not a curated record. Lineage: Eukaryota; Metazoa; Arthropoda; Insecta; Diptera; Culicidae.